Messenger RNA from Phialemonium atrogriseum, 1537 nucleotides. Its product is annotated as U1 small nuclear ribonucleoprotein of 70kDa MW N terminal-domain-containing protein. Gene Ontology annotation, molecular function: mRNA binding; U1 snRNA binding. Lineage: Eukaryota; Fungi; Ascomycota; Sordariomycetes; Cephalothecales; Cephalothecaceae. Gene Ontology annotation, biological process: mRNA splicing, via spliceosome. The transcript has 4 exons. The record is from RefSeq and is a predicted model, not a curated record. The coding region runs from base 193 to 1416 and encodes 407 amino acids. Gene Ontology annotation, cellular component: precatalytic spliceosome; U1 snRNP; U2-type prespliceosome.
CCAGGCCAUGCGUACUAAUAAGGUAAUUCUUAGUUUUGCCAACGACGACGCGAAUGGGUAAAACUACGUUGCCUUGUCUUCUUUUAAAACGGUAUCGUCAUCGCACGAUAGAAAUACCCAGCAGUUCUUUCCUUUGAUUGUGAUCUCGACAUCCAGUCAUAUUCAUCGGCGCAUAGGAAUGAUACUGGUGAAAUGACGGACAAGCUCCCCCAAAAUCUCCUCGCGCUCUUUGCGCCGCGCCCUCCCCUGCGAUGGGUGCCGCCUAGCGACUAUGCACCCGAGAAGCGCAAGACAGCAGCCAUCUCGGGGGUCGCCGAGUUCCUACCAGAACUGGCUAGGUACGGGAAGGAACACGAAUACAAGCCCACCGAAAGCUGGCUCGAAGCGCGCGAUCGCAAGAAGCGCGAGCACGAGGCCAAAAUACAUCACCUCGUGAACGAGGCCCCAAAGUCAUAUAACCCCAGCCAGGACCCCAAUAUUCGGGGAGAUGCGUUCAAGACCUUGAUCGUGGCGCGUCUGAGCUACGAAGCGAACGAACAAGAUCUCGAGAGAGAGUUUGGCCGCUUUGGGCCCAUUGAACGCAUUCGGAUUAUCACAGAUACUCAUGCGCAUGAGAAGGGUAACAAGAAACGUAAACCCCACCGUGGCUAUGCUUUCGUAGUAUUCGAACGCGAAAAAGAUAUGAGAGCUGCACUGGAUAGUUGUGAUGGCAUCCGUAUCAGGGAUCGGCGUAUCAAGGUAGACGUCGAGAGAGGCCGGACUGUGAAGGGGUGGAAACCCCGCCGCUUCGGCGGAGGCCUGGGCGGUCGGGGUUACACUAAGACGAUGCCGUCCCGACCCAUGGGGCCCGGUGGCUUCGGCGGCGGUGGCUUCCGAGGAGGCUUCCGGGGUGGUUACGGCGGCCGAGACCGCGGGUUUAGGGGCGGAGGCGGAGGCGGCUUCGGCGGCGACCGUGGCGACCGUGGCUUCCGUGGCGGCGGCUUCGGUGGCCGUGGGGGCGGCGACUUCGGCGGCCGUGGGGGUGGUGACUUUGGUAGCCGAGGGGGCGGCGACCGAGGGCCGAAUGGUUUCUCUGCCCCGUCCCACGCCCCUAGCGGACCGGGAGGCGGGUACGGCGGUGGUGGUUACGGCGGCGGCGGCCGUGACAGCCGGCGGGACUUCUCUGAGCAGCGCGGUGGUCAGGGCGGUGGGUAUGGCCGUGAGGGAGGUGGUCGCUCAUAUGAUGAUAGAUCUGGAGGCGGCGGCUUCCGAGACCGUGACAACCGGCGGACAGGCAGCAACAUGGACCCUAUCCGACCCAGAGACGGUGGAGCUCGUGGCGGCAGAGACUACGACCGGCCCAGAGACGACGACUCGCGGAAGCGCAGCCAUGAGGGUGGGGGAUACGAAGAUCCUCGGAAACUGCGACGCUAUUAAAGAGGCGAUCGCCCUUGUCUUGUGGUGGGUAUCUAAACUACUCUCACUCACCCCCUCGUCUCAAUCUCUUCACAUCCCUUCGCCAUCAAGGGUAAGCCGGUUCAUCAUCCCGGGCACUACA